This is a messenger RNA of Histoplasma capsulatum G186AR, 1650 nucleotides long. RefSeq names its product MSTA protein. Gene Ontology annotation, biological process: transmembrane transport; carbohydrate transport. Bases 1 to 1650 code for a protein of 549 amino acids. Gene Ontology annotation, molecular function: carbohydrate:proton symporter activity. Gene Ontology annotation, cellular component: membrane. NCBI's taxonomy places the organism in Eukaryota, Fungi, Ascomycota, Eurotiomycetes, Onygenales, Ajellomycetaceae. The record is from RefSeq and is a predicted model, not a curated record. The transcript is spliced from 3 exons.
AUGGCUUCAAGUGACCUUACAUGGACCUCUGACGUGAACCGCGUCGAGGCUCCCAUGACAGCCCGUGCAUAUAUUCUGUGCGCAUUCGCGUCUUUUGGAGGUAUUCUCUUCGGUUAUGACUCCGGUUACAUCAACGGAGUCCUCGGCAUGUCCUUUUUCAAGCAAGCCUUUGGCCAUCCAGUGUCCCUGGCUAUUGACCCGACUGGAUUCAACAUUGCAACCUGGCAAAAGUCUCUUAUUGUGUCUGUCCUCUCCCUUGGAACGUUUGUGGGAGCUCUUGUUUCCGGGUCGAUAGCUGAGGUCCUCGGUCGCCGCUAUACCAUUAUGCUCUCCAGCUUGUUGUUUUCAGUUGGCGUGGCAAUCCAGGUUGGCGCAAGCAAAGUUAAUGAUCUCGUUGGCGGGCGGCUAGUUGCUGGGCUUGGGGUUGGUGGCAUAUCUUCUGUCGUGAUCCUGUACGUCUCUGAAAUUGCUCCUAAGAGGUUUCGAGGUGCCAUGGUCUCCGUCUAUCAGUGGGCUAUCACUAUUGGUCUCCUCAUCUCCGCCUGUGUCAGCAAAGCAACAGAAAAGCUUGACACAUCUGCAUCCUACCGCAUUCCUAUUGCAAUCCAGCUUGUUUGGUCCCUUAUCCUUGGUCUGGGCCUCUACUUUCUCCCAGAAUCCCCGCGUUACUAUGUUAAAAAAAAUAGGCUGGACGCAGCUGCCGGUUCUCUCUCUCGCAUCCGUGGACAACAUGUCGACUCAGACUACGUGAAAACAGAGCUAGCUGAAAUUAUCGCCAACUUCGAAUACGAGUCUAGAGUCAGGAGCACCAGUUGGCUCGACUGUUUCAAAGGUGGUCUUUCUCCCAGUGGAAAUCUCCGUCGCGUAAUCCUGGGCACUGCGUUACAGAUGUUCCAGCAGCUAACUGGAGUUAACUUUAUUUUCUGUAAGUUUUACGUCCCUGUUAUGCUAUCAAUGAAUCUGAACAGAAAUGCUGACACAUCUUCCCAAUUACAGACUACGCAAAGCGGGCUGCAAAACCCCUUCUUGAUUUCCAUCAUCACCAACGUUGUCAAUGUUGCAUCCACCCCGGCCUCUUUUUACAUUAUCGAACGCUUCGGCCGUCGAAGUCUCCUUAUCUACGGAGCAAUGGCCAUGCUUGUUUGUGAAUUCAUCAUUGCCGCUGUUGGGACUGCUCUCCCAGGCUCGAACGCAGCUUCCAUGUGCCUGAUCGUUUUCGUCUGCCUCUACAUCUGCGGAUUUGCUUCCACCUGGGGACCAGGAGCGUGGGUGUUAAUCGGAGAGAUAUUCCCUCUUCCCAUCCGCGCACGAGGCGUCGCUCUUUCCACUGCAUCUAACUGGCUUUGGAACUAUAUCCUCGCCCUUAUCACUCCCUAUCUCGUCGACUCUGAGAAGGCAAAUCUGGGCUCCAAAGUCUUCUUCAUCUGGGGCACAACCUGCACUCUCUCCAUGCUCUUUUCCUAUUUCUUCGUCUACGAGACAAAGGGGUUGUCACUCGAGCAAGUUGAUCGCCUGUUCGACGAGAGCAGCCCCAAGAAAAGCAGCAAGUGGGAACCCCACGAAACUUUUGCUACCCGCAUGGGUUUGGCUUCACCUGAAGCUGUAGUCCGAGAAGAGUCAAUGACUAAGGUUGAGACUAGCACUGUUUAG